This is a messenger RNA of Closterium sp. Naga37s-1, 1770 nucleotides long. NCBI's taxonomy places the organism in Eukaryota, Viridiplantae, Streptophyta, Zygnematophyceae, Desmidiales, Closteriaceae. The record is from the annotation of a GenBank genome assembly.
AUGGCAUCGAAAACCAUUCUUAUCACCGCGGCUAGUGGAUCGAUUGGCAAGGCGACGAUUCAGGCGCUCGGCAAGUCACCCGACAACUUCACCGUGAAAGCAGGCGUGCGCGACCCCUCUAAAUCCGCUGACCUGGCCGCACUCGCUCCCAACGUGUCUCCGGUCGCUGCGGACCCGCUGAAAGUGGCGGAAAUCGCGGCAGCGCUUCAGGGAGUGGACUACGUGUUCGUGAUUGCUCCUGGUCACGCCGACCGUCAGAAGAUUUCUAUUGCCGCCAUUGACGCUGCUAAGGCUGCAGGCGUGAAGUUCAUCCUUGUCCUCUCAGUCUCCACUGCUGAACUUUCUGACACGAUUUUCGGCGGGCAGUUUUCGCCUGUAGAAGCACACGCAAAGGCGUCCGGUGUGCCGUUCACUAUAAUUCGUCUGCCGCUGUUCAUGGAAAAUAACUACGGAUUUGCUGACAGCAUCAAGGAUGCGAGCGCCAUCUAUUCGUCGUACGAGCCUGACAAGCCGUUCACUGCAGUUUCUGUGGACGAUGUGGGAGAAGCUGCGGCGAACAUCUUAGCUGAUCCAGAGGCUCAUAAGGGAAAGACGUACAACCUGACUGGACCAUCUGCAACAGCCACUGAUAUUGCACAGGCGUUUUCCAGUGCUCUCGGCAAAUCAAUCUCAUACAACUUUCAGAGAGACCGUGGUAAGGGAAAGGCGAAGGUAGAUGACGACGAGCCAUGGGAGGACCCUCCCUACGUCAAGUGGAUGAAGGAGCAGUGCGAGAACGGCAAUACGCGUGGUAAAAUAAAGCGGGAAGCAGCUCCUAGGCGGCACGGCGCCAGCCCGAGCUCAGCGCGUGGCGCCCACGCAGACAGCUCUGACGGCGGCGGUGACACCGACGUGAGCGAUGACGAUCUCGAGGAGAUCGUCUCCUCCAGCGGAUCCGAGGACGACUCCGAUAACUCAAACGCGAAGGACAGUAGCGACGAGGAGGAGUCCGACGCGGAUCCCGCAGCCUCGGAGGCUGGCCCAAGUACACGCAAGCGCAAACGUGACGCGAAAUCGAAGCGCCUGUGGAGCGAUGAGGAGCUUACUGCACUGGCCGCCGCUAAGUGGUACACCCGCGACGAUCUGAAGCAAAUGCGUGGGAAACAGGGCAAUCAAUAUUGGAAGAAGCUCCGCGCACACAUGAAAAAGAGCGGCGCAAAGUGGAAGCGCAACAGCACCGCCAUGCAACACGCAUGGAAGCGCAUUGAGGCAGAGUACCGCGACACUCUCCGCCACAACGGCACGUCAGGGAACAAGCCCAAGCGGAAGAAACCCUGGUUCGAGUAUGUUUACCUCAUUAAGAAGCUCCCUGCCAACGUUAAGCCGCACGUGUUGGAUGGUGGCGGAGCAGGAGAGACACACGCUGACCCUGUAGCACCUAUACGCGAUGACGCCGACAUGGGCGAGGGUGGAAUGCGUCCCCGUGUCAACGAGACCGCCACCAUGGCGGCAGCGAAAGUCAUCGCUGAUACAAUCACAACAUGCAAUGGUCAGGCGUUGCGGCAGCUAAGCGACACGGUGCAACUCCUCGUGACAGCCAUCCACAUGGCUGCCACGCUGUGGAGGGCUCCACCUCCACAACCCCAGAAUGUGGCGCCGCCACCGCACGCCAAUGCGCACGCCCUCACGGACACGCCGGGCGACGAAGACUCGCCCGCCUUAGGCGGAGAGGCCGGCGACGUUCCCCAGGAUGAGGACGAUGAGGCGCGCGAUGACAGGAAGUCAGACUAG